Molecule: messenger RNA, 1008 nt
Organism: Emiliania huxleyi CCMP1516
Lineage: Eukaryota; Haptophyta; Isochrysidales; Noelaerhabdaceae
Exons: 5
Coding region: 1-1008 (335 amino acids)
Biological process (GO): nucleosome assembly; DNA replication-dependent chromatin assembly
Cellular component (GO): CAF-1 complex; nucleus
Molecular function (GO): protein binding
Source: RefSeq, a predicted model, not a curated record
AUGUUUUCUUCAUUUCCUCGCGCCAAGAUAGCCAACGAUAUGACGCUUGGAGCCUCGCCCGAUCAGCUCCGGCUCUUCACGCCCGAGAUCUUCUGGCACGGGCGCGAGGAGGGGAAGCGUUUCGUCCCCGGGUCGAUCCAGGGCGUCGACGUCUCUGCGUCGGGGCUGAUCGCCACGGCGGGCAACGACAGCAAGGUGCGGUUGUGGCGGCUCGGCGAGGCGCCGCCGGCAGAGGCGGCCGAGGCGCCAGCCGUCGUCCUCUACCAGGAGCUCGACGCUGUCAACGCGGUCCGCUUCUCGCCCGACGGCGCGACGCUGGCGUCGGCUGCGGACGACAACCUGAUCAUCCUGUGGAGGGACACGGGGACGCGCCAGCAGGCGAGCUUCGGCUCGUCCGCGCCGCAGGGCGAGGGGACGUGGAAGCAGCACUGCGUCCUGCGCGGCCACAUCGACGAUGGCUGCGUCGACGGCAGCUGCAUCGUGUGGGGCGUGAGCGCGGCGGGCGCUGCGGGCAAGGGCGUGCGGCCGAUGCAGCAGCAGCUGCGCGACCACGAGCACUACGUGCAGGGGGUGUGCUGGGACCCGCGGGGCGAGCUCGUCGCCUCCGUCUCGUGCGACCGCUCCGCGCGCGUCUACAAGGCGCAGCCGGCCGCCGGCAAGGGCGCGGCUCCCUCCUUCACCUUCACCUGCGCCUACUCGAUCCAAAAGACCAACCUGAUCGUGUACGACUCGCAGCAGCGCACCCCCCUCCUCGUCGCGAGCGGCAUGCACUACGCUGCGCUCACCGACCUCGCCUGGCUGCCGGCCGGGCGCGGGCUGAUCGUCUCGUCGGCGGACGGCUUCUGCUCGAUCCUGCUGCUCGCGCCGGGCGCGCUCGGCGAGCCGCUGCCGGAGGAGGAGCUGCCGAGCUGCAUGCGGCCGCCCGCUGCGCCCGUCGAAGCGCACAGCGACGGGCUGCAGGUCAAGAAGAAGCCAAAGCGCGUCGUCCCAAUCGAGACGAGCGUGUAG